Molecule: messenger RNA, 1677 nt
Organism: Pyricularia pennisetigena
Lineage: Eukaryota; Fungi; Ascomycota; Sordariomycetes; Magnaporthales; Pyriculariaceae
Exons: 4
Coding region: 1-1677 (558 amino acids)
Biological process (GO): P-body assembly; cytoplasmic stress granule assembly
Cellular component (GO): P-body
Molecular function (GO): mRNA binding
Source: RefSeq, a predicted model, not a curated record
AUGUCAGAAUUCUUAGGAUCUCGCAUAUCCCUCAUAUCCAAAAGUGACAUUCGCUAUGUCGGCGUACUCCACGAGAUCAACUCUGAAGAGUCUACAGUGUCUCUAGAGAAUGUCAAGUCUUUUGGCACAGAAGGUCGCAAGCGCGAUGCUGGGAAGCCAGCUGAAGAGAUUGCACCAUCCGAACAGGUUUACGAAUACAUCGUCUUCCGUGGCAGCGAUGUGAAGGAUCUGCGGAUUGAACAGGCGCCCGUGGCCAAGGAACAGGCACCACCCGCCGUACCCGAUGAUCCCGCCAUUGUUGGAGCGCGACCCCGCCCAGGAGCUGCGCCCGCUGGGCCCCCUGCUGGGCCUCCAGGCGGUCCUCAUGGCCACCAUCCGCCUCCGUUCCCCGGUGGACCUUACUAUGGAAAUUGGAAUGGUCAAGGAGGACCGGCCGGUCCCGGUGGCCCAGGAGGUCCGGGAGGUCCAGGAGGCCCUGGUUUCAACGGAUUCCCGUAUCCUCCCCCGCCGAAUUGGUUCCCACCACCUGGUCAGGCUUUCCCCCCUGGACCGGGCCCGUGGAACAACUAUGGAAUGCCGCCCCCAGGAACACAUCAUCCGCCCGGCCCUGGUGGUCCUGGACCGCGACAGCAGCAGCAGGGACCACACCAGCCGCAGCAGCAACAGGAGCAGAAGCCUGCCCCGAUUGGUGCGAGGGGUGACAAGGCUAGGACCGAGUCCCCUGCUGCACAGCAACCUCAGUCAAAACCUCCCGGUGGAUCAUCCGCUGCCAGCCAGCCAGCACCCACGCCGCCCGUUGACUCCAAGCCUUCUGUUGAGGAAGUGAAGGCAACGGCUGCCUCGCUGAACCAAUCUGGUUUGAGUGCUGGAGCAUCUAGUGCCAAUAAGCAAAUCCCCACCGGACCCAAAGGCACACGAAUCACACCAGCGGUUCCCCUGCCGGCCGCUCUCACCCAAAAGUCUGCUCAGCAAACGGUUGGCGUUGCGGGAGUUGUGUCAAACAACAAUCCUACAAAUGCAGCAAACACAGCAGCAGCUAUUAGGGACGCCACACAAGCGGCAAAGGCUGCCGUCGCUGUAGCUAUGGCUAAUAUGGAGCGUGGUGAUAACGCUGUCCCUCAAGCCGUAGCUCAGCAAGCCAAUGGCAACACUAUGGACAAUUUAACCAACAAAGUAAACGAAAUGAGGGUCAAUGCUUCAAGGGGAGGGGGCCGCGGAGGACGUAGCCGUGGCGGUUCCCGUCAAGCCAAGGUUGAAGUUCCCGACUCAGACUUUGACUUUGCUUCAGCCAAUGCCAAAUUCAACAAGGAUGAUCUUGUCAAAGAGGCCAUCGCUGGUGAUCCCCUCGGCGAGGCCCCAGCUGCACCCGCAGCCACGAAUGAAGAUCCUGCUGCUCCUCCGGCUUACAACAAAGCCUCGUCUUUCUUCGACAACAUCUCUAGUGAGGCAAAGGACCGUGCAGAAAGCGGCGGCCAAAAGCCUGGCGGACGCGAAUGGCGUAGUGAGGAGCAACGUAAAAACAUGGAGACCUUCGGCCAAGGCAGUGUCGACGGAGGCAAUCGGUACGGCGGCUACCGGGGUCGUGGCCGUGGCCGCGGCGGCGCUCGUGGGAGAGGUGGUAACGGAGGGCGUGGGCGUGGUUUUCGUCGAGGCGACAGCCAGGCUGCGGCUCAGUAG